UAGGCCAGGCGACGUACGCCAAGUCAGCUGAUCCAGUGGUGACCCUGGCCGGUAGAGUAGUUGACACGACGAUUCAUCCUGACAGGUUCGUGCAUCUGUUCUGAGCCGCUUUCCCUGUUGUAUGGCAGACUCGUCCCCGAACGGCAUUGUCACUUUUUUAUUAUCAUCGAAGCGGGAAAAAUGAAUUAGAUAACAUCGAACCGUUUGUCCUCCACGUCCGAUUAUCUUAUGCGAGUCACCAGAUGCUAGCUUUACAAGAAAAGAGAUAAAGAGGGAAUCUACGAGAUAAAUCUAUGAGAAAAGUGAUAAGCGAGUGCCUACAUGUGAGAUAACGUGCGCGCGUUGUGCAAUCAAUAUAGAUAAUUAUAAUGCGUCUGAUAAUUUGUGAUACCGUGGAUUACGUUGCGGAGUGGUCUGCAAAAUAUGUUUUAAAGAGAAUCAAUGAUUUCAAUCCCAAUGAAAAUAAAUAUUUUGUUCUUGGUCUUCCUACAGGAGGCACGCCCUUGGGCAUGUACAAGAAACUAAUAGAAUUUUAUCAACAAGGCAAAAUUUCUUUUAAGUAUGUUAAAACGUUCAAUAUGGACGAAUAUGUUGAUUUGCCGAGAGAUCAUCCAGAAUCUUACCACUAUUACAUGUAUCACAAUUUCUUCAAACAUAUAGAUAUCGAUCCGAAUAAUGUGCAUAUACUUGAUGGAAAUGCGGCAGAUCUCGAAAAAGAAUGCAAUAAUUUCGAAAAGAAGAUUAAAGAAGCUGGAGGAGUAGAAUUGUUCAUUGGAGGCAUUGGACCAGAUGGACAUAUAGCUUUCAACGAACCGGGUUCAUCGUUAGCCUCUCGCACGAGGGUGAAAACUCUCGCGCAAGAUACUUUAGAAGCCAAUGCGAGAUUUUUUGGAAAUGAUAUCAAUAAAGUGCCAAAGCAAGCACUGACUGUAGGUGUUGGUACUGUAAUGGAUGCUAAGGAAGUAAUGAUUCUUAUUACUGGAUCUCACAAAGCCUUUGCCCUUUAUAAAGCCAUAGAGGAAGGUAUUAAUCAUAUGUGGACGGUAUCUGUAUUUCAACAACAUCCUCGUACGCUCAUAAUCUGCGACGAAGACGCAACUCUAGAAUUGCGCGUGAAAACGGUUAAAUACUUCAAGGCGCUCAGUGAUGUACAUCGCAAAUUGAUUGAGGAAGAUGGAAAUGCAAUCCCCCGCCGCGCAGUGCAAAACGAUUAAAGUGAACUUGUGGGAUAUUCAUAGCAAAUUGAUUGAGCAAGAGGGUCGAUCAAAGUAAAGAUUUUAUCAUCGUCAGCAACUUAUGAGAUGAAUUUACAUACAUUUACAUGAUUGGAACAAACAGUCAGAAGUUUUAAUAUAAUAUAAUUAUGAUUAAACUGAUCAGAUAUUACAAAAUGCAAUAUAUAUGUAUCUUACGUUCGUUAUUUUAAUUAAUCGUAUUUUAUACGAAAAUUUCAAUUAUAUAUGCUAUCUUAUACUGCCAUAAAUGCCAGAAAAAUAUAUUUUUAUAUCAUUAUUCUCUAUUAUUACAG
Messenger RNA from Pogonomyrmex barbatus (red harvester ant), 1528 nucleotides. RefSeq names its product glucosamine-6-phosphate isomerase Oscillin (gene Oscillin). The record is from RefSeq and is a predicted model, not a curated record. Gene Ontology annotation, biological process: carbohydrate metabolic process; N-acetylglucosamine catabolic process; N-acetylneuraminate catabolic process. Gene Ontology annotation, molecular function: identical protein binding; glucosamine-6-phosphate deaminase activity. NCBI's taxonomy places the organism in Eukaryota, Metazoa, Arthropoda, Insecta, Hymenoptera, Formicidae. Gene Ontology annotation, cellular component: cytoplasm.